AUGCAGAAUGUCACCCCCGUUAUCCCCGAACCGCAAUGGGGCGCGCUAUCCCGAGACUGGGCGAACAAGCUAAGGACUACAGUGGAGCCUGAGGAUAUCGUUUACCUAAAGCAUCGAGGAUUCUUCGUGGCCAUGUCACCAGCAAAUGAUGGUCUUCCACCAGCCGCUUCGCUGAGCUAUGGUGACGGAGAGAAAGGCGGGCCAUCGCAGCAGCCGACUUCGGAGGAGUCGGAAGUAAGUGAUGCUGCCGUGGCAGUUCAAGAGACGGUAAUGGGCCAGGACCGCUCGUCGAAACUUCCCUUCUCGAAAGCGCGAUGUAUUGUGCUUGUGGCUACUCUGACUGGCGCAAGCUUUCUCAAUAGCAUGUCAGGUCAGGCCGUGGUCAUCAUCCUCCCGACGAUAGGAGAAGAAUUGGAUAUUCCAGAAGCCCGUCUGCAAUGGAUCUUGUCAGCCUACUCCCUCACGUUCGGCUGUCUGCUUCUUUUUUGGGGCAGACUAGCCGACAUUUAUGGGAAGCGCAAGAUCUUUGUUUUAGGUUCAGCAUGGUUUGCCGGGGCUGCGGCAAACGUCCCAACUGCUAUUGGCAUCUUGGGGAGCACAUUCCCGCCGAGCAAGGCCAAAAACUAUGCCAUUAGUUGUUAUGCCGCCGGUGCUCCGCUGGGCGCAGUAAUUGGAAACGUUUUAGGUGGAAUCAUUGUCGAAUAUGUGUCAUGGAAAUGGGUUUUCAUCAUUAUUGCUCUGGUGGCAUUUGUAAUCUGUGUGGCUGCCCUGUUUACCAUUCCUCCGCCCCCUCCCAGCGCGGUAACAAAACCUGAAAGCUCGCAGAGGCCUUCUGUGGAUUGGCUCGGCGCUGCCUUGAUCACAGGAGGGCUGUUAGCCCUCUUGUUCGCACUCACGGAAGGAAAUAUUGUGGGAUGGAGGACUCCUUGGGUGCCCACCCUCAUUGUCGUGUCGCUCAUCCUCGUUGCCCUUUUCACUGCCUGGCAACACUACCUCGAGAAGACAGGCAAGCUUGCCCCCAUUAUGAAGGUCUCUAUCUUCCGGAACACAAAGUUCAGUGCUGCCAUGGCGAUCAUGGCACUCUUUUUCAGCAGCUUCAACGGUUUUUUGGUUUAUGCAACAUAUUUCUAUCAGGAUUUUCAGGGGCAUUCCGCGCUACAGACAACAUUGCGCUUCCUUCCAACGGGUAUUAUGGGCGUCGUCACCGUCGCGAUCGUUUCUCAGUUGUUGGCCCGUAUCCCGACCUACCUCUUACUGGCCAUUGGAAACCUCUGUGUAGCCGUCUCGCCGCUUCUUUUCGCUGUUCCCAUCCCGCCUAAGACAACAUACUGGGCAUGGUCAUUUCCGGCCAUGGUUUUGUCCGUGUUUGGAACAGAUACAACGUUUCCGUGUCUCGUCUUAUUCACAAGUCACUCGCUGCCACAAGCUGACCAGGCUAUCGGCGGCGCUCUAGUGAAUGCCAUGGGCCAGGUUGGACGUGCCAUGGGGCUCGCAGUGGCAACAGCCAUUCAGACAGCAGUGAUGGCCAGAGAGCGUGGGGUCAGUGUUGAAGAUGCUGGCGAAAUGAUAGAGUGGGAUGAAGCAACGUUAGCAGGCCUCAGAGCUGCCGAGUGGUGGAACUUUGGUCUUGGAGUCGCUGCCCUAUCUGUGGUUUUAAUCGCCUUCAGGGGCACAGGUAUCAUUGGAAAGAAAGGCCAUGUAGCGAUCGGUGGUCCAAGGCCCGCUAACCCUGCAGCUACAUGUGAUGAAGAGAAGUAG
Molecule: messenger RNA, 1758 nt
Organism: Thermochaetoides thermophila DSM 1495
Lineage: Eukaryota; Fungi; Ascomycota; Sordariomycetes; Sordariales; Chaetomiaceae
Exons: 5
Coding region: 1-1758 (585 amino acids)
Biological process (GO): transmembrane transport
Cellular component (GO): membrane
Molecular function (GO): transmembrane transporter activity
Source: RefSeq, a predicted model, not a curated record